This is a messenger RNA of Diversispora eburnea, 1023 nucleotides long. The record is from the annotation of a GenBank genome assembly. NCBI's taxonomy places the organism in Eukaryota, Fungi, Glomeromycota, Glomeromycetes, Diversisporales, Diversisporaceae.
AUGUCAGCGGAUUUUGUAAAGUUAUCAAUCUUCGGAACCGUAUAUGUUGACCUUCAACCUGUUGGAAUGGGAGCGUUUGGUCUAGUUUGUUCAGCCAAAGAUCAAUUGACUGGUACUAAUGUGGCCAUUAAAAAGAUCAUGAGACCAUUUAGUACUCCUGUUCUUUCAAAGAGGACAUACCGAGAAUUAAAAUUGUUAAAACAUUUGAAACAUGAAAAUAUCAUUAGUUUGAGUGAUAUUUUUAUUUCACCAUUAGAGGAUAUAUAUUUCGUCACCGAGUUGUUAGGAACUGAUUUACAUCGAUUACUAACAUCUCGUCCGUUAGAAAAACAGUUUAUUCAAUAUUUUUUGUAUCAAAUAUUGAAACCAAGCAACAUUUUAGUUAAUGAAAAUUGUGAUUUAAAGAUUUGUGAUUUUGGUUUAGCUCGAAUUCAAGAUCCUCAAAUGACUGGAUAUGUUUCAACCAGAUAUUAUAGAGCUCCAGAAAUCAUGCUCACAUGGCAAAAAUAUGAUGUAGCAGUGGAUAUUUGGAGUGUGGGUUGUAUUUUUGCCGAAAUGUUGGAAGGAAAACCUUUAUUCCCUGGCCAAGAUCACGUCAACCAAUUUUCUAUUAUCACUGAAUUACUUGGCACUCCUCCCGAAGAUGUAAUUAGAACGAUUUGUAGUGAGAAUACACUUCGAUUUGUACAAUCGUUGCCUCCACGCGAAAAAGUUCCGUUUUCUCAGAAGUUUCCCAAUGCUGAACCUGAAGCAUUGGAUUUACUUGAAAAAAUGCUCGUUUUUGAUCCAAAAAAACGCAUUACUGCUGAAGAAGCUUUAGCACAUAAAUAUUUGGAACCAUACCAUGAUGAAACCGAUGAACCAGUCGCAGAUGAGCCCUUUGAUUGGUCUUUUAACGACGCCGAUCUUCCUGUUGACGAGUGGAAAGUAAUGAUGUAUCAGGAAAUCUUGGAUUUCCAUAAUGUUGAUGGAAGUUAUGUCGAUAAUAAUGACGUUAACACAGUUAACCCGAAUUACGUUUAA